GGAACAAAGUUUGGAGACAGCAGCAGAUCGCACAGCCGAGGAUCGAGUCAUUGUGAGAUACGAAGGAGCAGACACCCAACUUAUCAACAUGAACGUUCAGGUUUGCCACUGCGGUUGGACCAAACGUACAACUUACCACGGCUUGAGAGUUCACCAGGGAUUGAAGGGAUGCACGCCAAAGGGAAUGAGGAUCCCUCAAAGUGAACAAUCCAGGUUCUCCCAUAAACCGAGCUACAAUGAAGCUCAAAUCAAAAUAGAAGAGCCUUUUGUGGAUUACUUCAAGAGUUCUGUGUUUGAGACUCCACAGCGCGCUCGUCAAACUACUGAACUUGAAGAUUCGAGAGCUCGUAAUUAUCUGCAAUCUUCUGUCGGUGGACAGCAGACACCCAACUUAUCCAACAUGAACAAACAGGUUUGCCACUGCGGUUGGACCAAAUAUACAACUUACCACGGCUUGAGAGUUCACCAGGGAAUGAUGGGAUGCACACCAAAAGGAAUGAGGAUCCCUCAAAGUGAACAAUCCAAUUUCUCUCAUAAACUGAGCUACAAUAAACCUCAAAUCAAAAUAGAAGAGCCUUUUGUGGAUGACUUAAAGAGUUCUGUCUUUGAGACUCCACAGCGCGCUCGUCUAACUACUGAACUUGAAGAUUCCAGAGCUCGCCGAGUUCUGGACUUUUCUAUUGGUGGACAGCAGGCUAAACAAGAAAAACUGAAAGCUCAUUUACAGCAACAAAUUCAUAUCAGAGAGCAUAAAAUGGCAGAAGUCAGAUCAUCAGUAACAGACUGCAAGGCUAGUUUGGAUGCAGAGUGGCUGGAAGUCAACGAUUUCUUCUCAGACAUAAUAAAAGUUGUGGAGGAUGCUCGGCAGAAAGCCCUUCAGCCUCUGGAGGAAAGGAGACGGAAAGUAAAAAGAGACACUCAGGAUCUCCUCCAGAAGCUUCAGAGAGAAAUUGAUGUGCUCAAAAAGGCCAUUGAUGAGUCAAUCAAAAACCCAGACUUGGAGGUUUCUCCACUAGCGAGCCUGAAUGACUCUAACUGGAAAAAUGUCCAUGUUUACACUUCACUGUCCUUUGGCACACUGAGAGCUAGGACUUCAACCAUGAUGAAGCAAAUUCACGAGGAACUUGAUAAACUCUCAACUAUCGAAUUCAAGAAGAUUCCUAUGUUUGCAGUGGACGUGAAGCUGGACCCCACCACCGCACACCAAAGACUUGAAAUUUCUGAUAAUGGGAAAAAAGUGAAAGAUAGUGGAAAUAUGUCGACAGAUCCUGACUCUCUGCAGAGGUUUGAUGUAUUUGGAAGUGUCCUGGGGCUCAACAGGCUGUCCUCUGGCAGGGCAUACUGGCAGGUGGAGGUCAGGAAUAAGCCCGGGUGGGAUCUGGGUCUGGCGAGACGUGACGCAAACCACAAGGGGAAUCUCUCAAUCAAUCCUGACAAAGGUUACUGGGUUGUUGUACAUUAUGAAGAUCAGAAAUAUGCAGCCCUGACGACACCACCAGUGAGCCUUUCACCUAAAAGGAAACCUCAGAAAGUCGGGGUGUUUGUAGAUUAUGAGGAAGGUCUCGUGUCCUUUUACGAUGUGACGUCUCAGUCUCGCAUCUGCUCAUUUACUGAGUGUUUGUUUGGUGGUGAGAUCCUUCCAUAUAUCAGUCCACAUCUGAAACAAAAUGCGAAAAACAGUGAUCCUUUGAUUAUCUCUGCUGUGCAAAAACAGUAG
This is a messenger RNA of Maylandia zebra (zebra mbuna), 1717 nucleotides long. Its product is annotated as E3 ubiquitin-protein ligase TRIM62. The record is from RefSeq and is a predicted model, not a curated record. Gene Ontology annotation, molecular function: protein binding. Lineage: Eukaryota; Metazoa; Chordata; Actinopteri; Cichliformes; Cichlidae.